Molecule: messenger RNA, 1728 nt
Organism: Chanos chanos (milkfish)
Lineage: Eukaryota; Metazoa; Chordata; Actinopteri; Gonorynchiformes; Chanidae
Gene: nectin3b
Product: nectin cell adhesion molecule 3b
Exons: 6
Coding region: 1-1728 (575 amino acids)
Biological process (GO): homophilic cell-cell adhesion; heterophilic cell-cell adhesion
Cellular component (GO): apical junction complex; adherens junction
Source: RefSeq, a predicted model, not a curated record
AUGGCGCUAAGAAUGUCUGCGCAGUAUGUUAGGAGUUACGCAUUUCAUCUUGGACUAAACGCCUCGAUUCUGUCACUUCUAUGUGCUUUAUCAGCUGUGUGGGGCAGUCAGGUGCAGGUGCAGCCUAAGAUCAGUGCUGUGCUGGGGAAGAACGUGACACUUGGCUGUGGGGUGCAGGUUGGGGCCAACCUUAGCCUUACCCAGAGUUCUUGGGAGAGAACAUUAAAAUCAGGCUCUGUAACACUGGCGGUGUACAACCCCAUGUUUGGCAUCUCCAUCUCUCCAGACUACAAGCACCGGCUGUCCUUCCGCUCACCCUCUGCCUAUGAUGCCACCAUCAUACUGGAAGAUGUGGGCUUUGCUGACAUGGGCAUCUACACCUGCAAGGUGGCCACCUUUCCCCUGGGAAACACCCAGGCUUCCACCACCAUCAGCGUGCUUGUGGAGCCAAAGGUGUACAUUUCAGCAGGAUCUGUUGCCCUGAUUGACGGCGGGAAUGCGACCACUGUGGCAACAUGCAUAGCAGAGCGGGCGCUGCCGUCAGCAGAGGUGUCCUGGGAGUCAGACUUGUUUGGCACAUCAGAGGCACACAUGCUGGAUGAGGUCAACGGAACCAUCACCACCCAGGUGCACUACACCUGGCAGCCCACCCGCCAUGCCCAGGGCCACGCCCUUACAUGUGUUGUCCGCCAUCCAGCCUUACAGAGUGACUUCAGGAUUCCCUACCUCAUCAAUGUGCAGUUUGCUCCAGACAUACAGGUCUCAGGCUACGACGGGGACUGGUAUGUGGGGAGAGAAAACGUGCAGCUGAAGUGCAGAGCUAAGGCCAACCCACCUGCCCACCAGGUCAGAUGGAUCAGGCUGGAUGGGGAUAUGCCAGAGGGCGUGGAGAUGGUGAACAGUUCUCUGGUUUUUGGGAGACCCCUACAUCACAACGAUUCAGGGGUGUACAGGUGUGAGGUGAGCAAUGACAUUGGCCUGCGCAGUCGAGACAUGAGGAUACGAGUUCAAGAUCCUCCCUCCACCACCAUGCUCUCCACCACCCGUGCUCCCAUGCUAAAGGCGGGCAUUUCUGCUGUUGCCCCUGGUGAAAAGCACCUUGUCCUACUCAACUCUCCAACACUUGCACCCCUGCCAGAGGGUAGUCUGGGCACAGUUGUUGGUGGAGCAGUUGGUGGAGCCCUGUUCCUAAUGCUGCUGCUGGUAUUGGGUGGAAUUUACUUCCAGAGGCAACGGCGUACCUUCCGUGGCGACUAUUACACCAAACAGUACCUGGGUCCAUCAGACAUGCAGAAACCACCACAACACUAUGGGGGAGGUCCACAGAGGAGCAGCUCAAACACGAAGUUCAAAUCCAGCCAGGGUAACGGCACCAUUUGCGUGGAUAAGGACAGGGAGGAGUGGGGUGACUUUGAGCAAGAUCAUUCACCCAGUGGUCGUAGCGGCUACAGAAAGGGAGGCCUUGACCCCAACCAUGUUAAUUACCACCAGAGCCACCACACACUGCACCACCCCAACUACCCACACAGCCAUCACCCAAACCCGCAACAGGACCUCCGCCUGGCCCACAACAGUCUGAGGAGCACCCACCAACUGGCACCUCACAAGCACACAGAACCUCCAGGGCUGAACAACAGCUCUCAGUAUUUUCCAGAGGACAUUUAUGACAGCGAAUAUGUGUCCCACGUGGAUGGCUCUGUCAUCUCUCGCCGAGAGUGGUAUGUAUAG